AUGAAUUGGACAUAUAAGAGCGGCCUCUGUGAAAAGUACCCCCCCAUUUAUGAUAUCAACGCCAUCUUCAAAGAUAUCAGCAAGAAAGCUCUGAAGCUUGGUUUCAAAGAUGUCAUCAAUCAGUUAGGGGGUCAAAAGCUCAAAGUGGCCACAAUGUGCUCUGGCACUGAGAGUCCACUUCUAGCUUUAGAGCUUGUCACAGAAAGUUUGAAGAACAUCGGACUCCGGUUCCAGAUAGAUCAUUUAUUCAGUGCCGAAAUCGUUCCGUUCAAACAAGCCUAUAUUGAGCGAAACUUUAGCCCGCCAAUCAUUUUUCGAGAUAUCAUGGAGAUGGUCGCCGAACAAGAAGCCACCACCGCAUAUGGUGCAAAGGUUCCUAUCCCAGGGGGUGUCGAUCUUCUCGUCGCUGGAUCAUCCUGCGUCGACUACUCCACGUUGAACAGCAACCCUAACGGUAGAGGGGCCGAACCUGGCGAGUCGAAAGAUACGCUUCGUGCGGUUGUUCAUUAUGCCAAGAUAUGGCGCCCAAAGCUGAUUGUUUUGGAGAAUGUGAUUUCUGCACCUUGGAGCCAAAUGGAAAAACAGUUUGCCGAUGCAGGCUAUUCCACAAAGUAUAUCAAAUUGGACACCAAGCAAUACUACAUCCCCCACACUAGGCAAAGAGGAUACAUGAUUUGUAUCGACAACUCCCUAGGGCCGAGGGUCAGUGGUGCAGUACAGAAAUGGGUCACGCUCAUGAAGAACUUUGAGCGACAAGCAAGCUCACCAGUGGAAGCAUUUUUGCUGCCCGAUGAUGACCCGAGGGUCCAACGCGGAAGAACUGAAUUGUCAAAGGACAUCGCGCGCAGUGACGGUCGAGCAAACAAAGAAGUUGACUGGACAAUCUGCCAAGGAAGGCACAUGACGUACCGCGAGAUCAAUUCUCUGGGAACCAGGAGGCCAGUCACUGGAUGGCAGGACAAUGGCUCUUGCCGACUGCCUGACUAUAUGUGGGCCGAUUGGGGGAAAGCUCAGGUAGAGAGGAUCUGGGAUACGUUGGACAUCGCAUUUCUCCGAAAUGCUAGACGAUCCUAUGAUUCCAUGUACAAGACACGAGUUUGGGAGCUGUCUCAAAAUGUAGAUCGCUUUACGGAUACCACGCCCUUUGGUAUCACCAAUUGUGUAACUCCGACCGGUGCUCCGUUCAUUACGACGCGUGGCGGUCCUAUGGUAGGGCUUGAAGUAUUGGCUAUGCAGGGUCUCCCUUUUGACCGACUGCUUCUCACUCGGGAAAAUCAGAGGCAGCUUCAAGACCUUGCAGGAAAUGCAAUGAGUACCACAGUCGUCGGCUCAGCCAUGCUUGCCGCGUUGAUUGCAUCUUCCAGAUACUUGGACCAUGGCGGUGUCGAUGUCCCUAAUGUUGAAGAAAUGCCUGUUCGACUUUUUCCCAUUGGCGGAGAUAAAUAUUUGUCAAGUAAAGGCGUCAAGCUUGCGCGCUUCGAGAGACCUGGCAUGGAUGCCAUUCGUUCUCGUGCAGAACGCAGUGCGCGCCUGUGCCUCUGCGAAGGAAGAGAAACGAUGACGUCUAAACGAUUGCAGCGUUGCAUUGACUGCGGACAUUCCACUUGCCAAGCUUGUGGUGGUGUGCCGUCUCACCAGUAUUGCCUUGUUACGGAGGACGAAUCAAAGUUGCGCCUGAGUCCUAUGAGCUUUGAGACCGAGCUCAAAAAUUCUCUGCCCAUGAGUCUCAAGUUGACCGGGUUGACAAUUGAUACUCUAAAAAGCUUAGAGUCCAAUUUUGUUGAAGCCGGAAAGGAGGCUAAAUGGACUCUAUUCGAGAAAGCUAUAUCCCCCGCUUUGGCCGUAGAGUUCCAUUACCAGUCAGUCAUUCGCGCAGAUAUCUGGACUGUCAGAUACGAUGCACCAACGGCGUUUUUGGAACUUGUUAUUUGUAAAGACCAAGUUGAAUGGCGCGCUUAUGCCAAACCUGCCGAAAAGGAACCGGCUAACAGCCCCAUAAGAGCCCUAGUACAGUAUCCUUUUGCGCGAAUGCAGCCAAAGGGUCAGGACUUCUUGACCGGCAAAUGGCAAAUUUGUUUGCCCAUCAGUCCGAAAUUUGAAAUAAUAUUCAAAGGCAUCGGAGAACGGGUACCAGCCUGGGAAGCGUGGCUUGGUCUCAAGGAGGAUCGAUAUGCCAAGAGACAUGUUUGGUCGUCGUACGAAGUCUCGCUUGGGCAAGAAGACUUAGCGCUCUUGGGGCGUGACAUUUCUGGAACCUACGUUUCGCUGCCAAACUGUGGGAAAGCAGCAAACAGUCUUCAUAAGAAAGUUAGCAACGACGGUUCACGACCAGUCUUCUUGUUUCUUGAUCCUUCUAGAUAUGGCGAUCCAAAACAGGACUGCUUUGUUUUUUCCGAGGACAUUCGACGACUGAAUUUUGGCGAAUCGCGCGUUACACUUGCAAAACUGAGUGCCAAUUGGCGGCCGUCUGACGCAAAAGUUUCUGAAAAGAUUUCGGCCUCCGUCAUUGGAAAAUGGGUGGACUUCCAAAGUGCUACUCUGGAAGCAAUUUCAAAAGCAAUCGCUGUGUUCGCUUCCCCAGAACAGGCGCCCACUGUUUAUCUUCAGGAGAAAUCAUGCCAUGCAGCAAACAUGAUCCUGAGCUUAAGGGUGUGGGGUGAUGCCAUUGGAAAUUUGCCUUGGAAGUUAAACGAAUGGACCGAAAUCAGCGCCAUUGACCAACAGUCUUUCUUUGCUUCAUUUUCUUGGUUAACUGAGCGCUCAAAGUCGAUUCCGUGCCUCCAUUCUUGGAACACACUCGCUCCCCAUGCAGGGCUAGGAGACUGCGCCAGCUGUGCGCCAAUGCCGCCAUCCGUGAGAUGGAGGCUGGAGAAGGAUACUUUCAAGCCCUAUGAAGAUCCUCAAAAAGCCGGACCAUAUGAGCGAGCUCUCAAGCAUCGACCGCAUCCUUUCGUCAUUCAGGUAAAACUUGAAGGCAAGGAAUGUCUCUUAAUCCGCAUUGGCCUCAACAUAUCGUCCCUUGUUCAUAGGGCUGCCGCAACUCUUCAACGGCAACUGUCUGCUACCGAGCUGACAUGUGCGUGGAGACUGACAACAGGCUUUUCUCAGCCCCCAAAGUGCUCUAUGCCGAAGUUUGUCCUGAAAAGUAAUCGUGCAGAUCCACAUUCCGCACGGCCACCUCGCUUCAAAUUUGAGCUUCGCCCGGAGCAGCUGAGGUCACUCGCAUGGAUGGCCUCUCAAGAAAAUGACCCGCAGCCAUUUGAGGAGGAAGAGAUAGAAGAGGCCCUUCUUCCCAACUUGAAAUGGCGUGCCGAAGCAAGAGUUGGGAGGCUGAAAGAAGUGAGGGGUGGAGUCAUAGCAGAUCAAGUUGGCUAUGGCAAAACUGCCAUCUCGCUCGGGCUUUUUGACAUGCAGUACGAAGCAGACCAGCAGCUGCCUAUUCCGGAUCUGAAAGGGAAAAUUCCCGUCAAGGCCACCUUGAUUGUUGUACCUCAGCAUCUGACCAAUCAGUGGCAUGACGAGAUAUACAAAUUCCUGGGCACUUCGUACAAGGUAAUCGUGAUCAAAACGCAAAUAGCCCUCUUGAAUGUCAAAUUCCGAGAUCUUUUGCUAGCCGACUUGAUCGUCGUUCCGUGGGCUCUUCUUAACAAUGACACUUAUCUAAGCAAGUUGGCUUAUCUGGCUGCGUUGCCGGAGAAGCCAGCUAGUACCGGUCGUGCCUUUGAUGCUUGGUAUAGCUAUGCCCUGGAACGUGUAGCAGCUCAUGUGGAGGAGCUGAAAGAUAAAUCUCCGCAAUCUUUAAAAGUCAUUCUCGGAGAGAAACUAGCUGCGACCAAGGCUGACGAACAGCUGACAUAUACCGUCCCAUCGAAAAGGCUACGGGGUAAAGCCUAUCGGCACAAGAAACUGGCAGAAGCAGCGGAGGCCGCAGCAGCAGCCACCAUACCCUCUGAAUCAGAGGCAUCGGGAAAGAAGCGAAAGGCUCGCCGUGGUGAAUCGAAAAAGGGAGAUGCUGAAAUGCGUGAUUAUUCCGAGGGAGACAUCUCGGGCACCGACAUUGCUCUUCCAAAGCUCCGUAGGCGCACUGAAGAUCCGUUCGGGUUGAGCCACGUCAUUGAUUGGAAGAACCUGCGUUGUCCUUUACUCCAAAUGUUUCACUUUCAUCGCAUCAUUAUUGAUGAAUUUAGUUAUUUGGACGGGAGAAAUCAUACCUGUGUUCGAAGCUUGUCAUCUAAUAUCCGCUGGAUCCUUUCAGGGACUCCCCCGUUAGAUGACUUUGUUGACAUCAAAUCGAUUGCGAGUUUUCUCAAUAUCAAUCUUGGAGUUGACGAUGCGGGCGACUUUGUUAGACGUGGCAGAUUUGGCAGGGAAUUAACAGAAGCGGAGAAGUUUCAUGCCUUUCGAGAAAGCAAAUCAACCGCAUGGCACUUGCACCGACAAGUGGUGGCUCAGAAAUUCCUUGACAUGUUUGUGCGCCAGAAUGUGGCUGAGAUUGAUGAAAUCCCCUCCGUUGUUCACUUACGACCAGUUACGCUUCCUGCUGCUGAACGAGCAAUAUAUCUGGAGCUGCAGACCUAUUUGCUUGCUCAAGACAUGAAACUUCGCCGAGGACAAGCGAAAGCUCAGAGUGAUCGUGAAAAGCGCCUGCUUGAGGCUUUGGGGGACAGCAAGACAGCGGAAGAGGCACUCAUCAAACGUUGCUCGCACUUUACUCUUGAGGAUCUUCAAGAAGGUCACGAAAAUGCCGCGCAAGCUUGUACGGUCAUUAUUGCGGAACGCAAAAGGCAGUAUCUGGACCUGCUUGAUGAUUUGAAGAGCCACUUGAAACACGCCAUUUGGCUGCGGCACAAAUGUAAGGAUGCGAACGGACAAGUGCAUGACGCUCAUUAUGCCGCUUGGGUGCAGACAGUCAAGACCAACCAGUUCGGCGAUGAUGGCGCCACGGAUAUCUUGCGAGAGCUCAUUGAGGAAUCGAAGCGAGGUUACAGCCCGGAAGAUGAGCAUUUGUUCUAUAAAGUUUCGACGACGGACCCGGGAAAAGGCAAUGAGAGUUUCGAUAAGCCGGUGACUAAGAAGUCCCUGAAACCUAGCUCGCGGCACACCAAGCUCGGAGCAGGCUUUAAACGUCGUCAGAUAGCCCCCCGUAUCUCUUCCAGUUCAGCUGAUGGGAACUCUGCAACGGACAACAGCAGCGACAAUGCUGAGGAUCUAGACGAGAGCGAUUUUGGAUUCUCCGAUUCCGCGGACGAUAGAGGAGCUAAGGCGAAACGGAGAAAGACGACACUGAGUACAGUCGAGGAAGACACUCGUUUGCCAAAGUUGAUAGAACUCAAAGAGUUUGUGGCAGCAUUGAGGAGCCUCUCACAUGAUUUACGCCGACUGUCAACGGAGCUGGUGUCGCGCAUCCGCUCUCUAAGAUUCUUUGAGGCAGUGAGGGCCAUUCAGCUCGACACAAUGUCCCGGAAAACAGAGAACGCGAAGCGUUGUCAAUGCUCCCGUUGCGGAAACAAUAACUUCGGACCCUCUCAAGUCUCUGUCCUUUCAGUCUGUGGACACACAGUGUGCAACAAAUGCUGGGAAUCUUUCCACAGCGGUGAGACUUGCAUCGUUCCUGGCUGUGAGGCAAUGGCGAUGAGCUUCCAAAUAAUUAGAGGGACCGAAUUAGGUGAAGAAGAUGCGAACGUUCAGAGCGGACGCCACUAUGGAAGAAAACUGGAAGAAGUCAUCAGACUUAUUGAAGGCACGCCGGAUGAUGAUCAAAUCAUUAUCUUUGUGCAGUAUGAAGAUCUGAUGUGGCGAGUUUCUCAGGCGCUAGAGGAGAACAAGAUCAGUCACUUUGCGAUGCUGGGCCAGAAUGGUAGAAAAGCUGCCGAUAUCAUCACAAAGUUUCAGAACGAUGAAACUCAGUCAAAGAAGAAGGUGCUUGUGAUCAACGUGGCAAACGAAUCUGCCAGCGGCGCAAACUUGACAAACGUAAAUCAUUUGAUAUUCCUGUCGCCCCUUGUAGCCGAAACGCAGUCCAAAUACGAUGCGGUGAUGACUCAGGCGAUUGGUCGGGCCCGCCGGUACGGACAAAAGAAACUGGUUCAUAUCUACCACUUCUUGUCUCUCAAAACAAUCGACGUCAAUGUCUUCCAAACCCGCCAACGUGGAAAGCUUGUCCAAACUGAAGACUCGUAUGAACUCGUAGCUCCCGAGAGCGAUUUGGCAGCUGGAGCAUCUGAGUUGGGUACUGAGGAUUUGGCACGUCUUCGAGCAGCUACUUAUGAUCAGAAUGACCUUUGAUGAGCGGGGAAGAGAGCGAGAUCUGGUUUUGAGAUCUGGUUCAAAUUGUGGAACAUCGGGCGAGCGAAGGUUGAAUAACUGAUGUUUUCCCGGAUGAUAAUUUAAGGUUUUAUCUCGUCAUUUACUAGGGUUUUCUCAUUGAUAUAGUCCAUUCAAUUCCUAUGAACGAACUGUAUUAGCUUGAUAAAAUCUAAGAAUCCAGAAUCUAUUGAUCCCCU
Molecule: messenger RNA, 6503 nt
Organism: Xylona heveae TC161
Lineage: Eukaryota; Fungi; Ascomycota; Xylonomycetes; Xylonales; Xylonaceae
Exons: 7
Coding region: 1-6285 (2094 amino acids)
Molecular function (GO): ATP binding; ATP-dependent chromatin remodeler activity; methyltransferase activity
Source: RefSeq, a predicted model, not a curated record